Molecule: messenger RNA, 2470 nt
Organism: Nicrophorus vespilloides
Lineage: Eukaryota; Metazoa; Arthropoda; Insecta; Coleoptera; Silphidae
Gene: CysRS
Product: cysteine--tRNA ligase, cytoplasmic
Exons: 6
Coding region: 104-2296 (730 amino acids)
Biological process (GO): cysteinyl-tRNA aminoacylation
Cellular component (GO): cytoplasm
Molecular function (GO): ATP binding; cysteine-tRNA ligase activity
Source: RefSeq, a predicted model, not a curated record
UUUCAGUUGUGCAAGGUGCCGUUCAGUGCUCUAUUGCAGCUGAGCCGGAAAAGCAAUUUUCCCAUAUUUUCCAAGAGCAAGUGAACAUUAUUGAUUAUUUAUAAUGUCGAAGCGCAGCCAACCGGCAUGGUCUGUGCAUCCGUCUUCAGAUGGUCCAGUCCUGAAGGUCUUCAACAGCUUGACCAGACAAAAGGAAAUAUUUGUUCCCCAAGACGGCAAAAGGGUGACUUGGUAUAGCUGCGGACCGACCGUCUACGAUGCCUCGCAUAUGGGACAUGCCAGAUCAUACAUUACCUUUGAUAUCUUAAGAAGGAUCUUGUCCGAUUACUUCGGUUAUGAUAUUCUUUAUGUCAUGAAUAUUACGGAUAUUGAUGAUAAAAUCAUCAAGAGGGCCAGACAGAAUUAUUUAUUUGAAAAGUACGUGGCGGAAAAUCACAGUUUGGAGCAGGUUUUGAGCGAUGCUAAAAUGGUGAUGGAAAAGUUAUCAGUAACAGUGAAAGCUACAACAGAUCCUGAUAAGAAAAUAAUGCUGGAACGUUUGAUGACUAAGUUGACUGCUGCUACUGAAGUAUUAGAAGCUGCGGUGAAGGGCGGUGAUGGCGCGAAGGUAGCCAAUGCACAAGAGAUGUUCGUGAGGGAAUGUAAAGAUCCUUUAUCGGAUUGGUUGGAUAGUAAAUUCGGAGCUACUGUCACGGAUAAUGCAAUUUUCAGUGCUCUUCCCGCUCAUUGGGAGCGCGAGUUCCAUAAAGAUAUGGAUUCUCUAAAUGUAUUGAGACCAAAUGUAUUAACCAGAGUUAGCGAAUAUAUCCCGGAGAUUGUAGAUUACGUGGUGAAGAUUAUUGAGAAUGGAUUAGCGUACGAAGCUAAUGGCUCUGUUUAUUUCGAUGUCGGGGCUUUCGAUCGCAAGGAUAAGCACCAUUACGCCAAAUUGGUACCAGAAGCUUACGGAGAUGCUAGCAGUUUGCAAGAAGGCGAAGGGGACUUAACCACCGCAGCUCAGCAGAACGAAAAGCGAGCUCCAACUGAUUUCGCUUUGUGGAAAAAGAGCAAGGCAGGAGAACCUGCUUGGGAUUCACCUUGGGGAAAAGGACGUCCAGGAUGGCACAUCGAAUGCUCAGCGAUGGCAUCUGCAAUCUGCGGUCCAAAGUUGGACAUCCAUACUGGUGGUGUUGACUUGAAGUUUCCGCAUCACGAUAACGAAAUAGCUCAGAGUGAAGCUCAUUUUGAUGAAGCCGAAUGGGUUAAAUACUUCUUGCAUUCGGGUCAUUUAACCAUUGCAGGUUGUAAGAUGUCUAAAUCAUUGAAAAACUUCGUUAGCAUCCAGGAUGCGUUGAAGGAUUACAGCGCUAGGCAACUACGUUUCGCAUUCUUGUUGCAUUCCUGGAGGGAUACCUUGGAUUAUAGCCCGAACACUAUGGAAAUUGCCAUGCAAUACGAAAAACUCUUCAAUGAGUUUUUCUUGAACGUGAAAGAUAUAACUAGGACCAUCGGACAAGGUACUAACAAUGAGACGUUCGCCAAAUGGGAUAAAUCGGAGCUGGAUUUGAAUGAGAAAUUUGAAAAGGGUAAAACUGAUGUUCACGCGGCGCUUUGCGAUAACAUCGAUACCAGGACUACUUUGGAAGCUAUGCGAGACAUAGUGAGCGCCAGCAAUUUAUACUUGAGGGAUAGGAAGCCACCAAACGCUUUGUUACUUUUCGAUAUUGCUAGAUAUAUAACUGGAUUAUUGGAGAUCUUCGGAGCCAUCAAUAACCCCGGUCAAAUUGGAUUCCCUAUGGCAGGAGAAGCGUCAGGAAACGCGGAGAACAUCAUAAUGCCGUACUUAUCCAUUUUGUCUGAGUUCAGAGGCAACGUCCGCGCUCAUGCUAGAACUCUUAAAGCCACCGAUAUCUUAAAGGAAUGCGACGAAUUAAGAGACGAAAUCUUGCCGAAUGUAGGUGUUAGGUUGGAGGAUCGCGAGGGAGAACCAAGUGCUGUUAAAUUGGUGGACAAGGAAACAUUGCUGAAGGAAAGGGAAGCCAAGAAGAAAUUGGAGCUUGAAAAACAAGCUGAAAAGGAGAAAAAGAAACAAGAGUUGGCUGCAGCUAAUGCAGCCAAGGAGGCGCAAAAGAAGAUUCCGCCUACUGAAAUGUUUAAAUCCGAAACUGAUAAGUACUCUAAAUUCGAUGAAAAUGGUUUACCGACACACGAUUUAGAAGGAAAGGAGAUCAGCAAAGGUCAAAUGAAGAAGUUGCAAAAGCUGCAGCAAGCUCAGGAAAAGAAAUAUCAAGAAUAUUUAGCUAGUCAGAAAUCUUGAACGAACGAUGAAUCACCGAUGAUUAUUUAUUAUGCGAGAACUUAUUAAUUAACCAUUUAAUGAUUAAUUUUAUGAAAGAUAGUGUUGAAAACAUUGUUUCUCUAACUAUUGUGCAUUUUAUAGUGUAAUAUAAAUCAUUGUGUAAUUUUAUACUACUUAUAUUUAAUAUACAAA